AUGGCUUACUAUCGCUGUGGGCCCACAGCCAUCGGCAGCAGGGCGUCUUGGUCGGUGACGUCACCGGCCGAACCCAAGAUCGAGCGGCCGUUGAGCGGGAACUUCGACAGAAUAUUUAACGCCUUCGAGAGGACCAACGCGUUUGAAUACGUGCGGAGUACGUUCGAGGGGAGGGAAGAGGAACGGCAUGUUGGUCACAGUGACAUAGUGGUGAACCGCAAGAUGAGCAGCAGUUUCGAGAGGGCGGACUGCGCCCUGGCGGCACAGACGCCUUGCUCUGAAGACGAGGACUUCUACCGGGAGAAGAUACUGUACUCGCAGGCGAGACAGUUGUUCCCGCUUCAGGAGGAUCUGGCUGAUUGGAUAAAUAAGACCAUUGGCACAACGUAUCUGACGGGAGAGAAUUUUCUGGACGUUCUGGACAAUGGCGCGGAGCUGUGCCAGUUGGCGGCUGUCAUUCACGAUCGAGCCAGAGAGGCACUCGACCAGGGACUUAUUGUUGGGCCGGUGCCGCAGAUCCACGGGCGGUGCUGGCAACGUGCGGCACGAAGAAGCUUUUUCUCGCGGGACAACACCGAAAACUUCCUGACAUUCUGCCGGGAGCUCGGCGUGCACGAGAACCUGCUAUUUGAAAGCGACGACCUAGUUCUCCACAACCAGCCUCGUCAGGUGAUCCUUUGCCUUCUGGAAGUAGCACGUCUCGCCACCAAGUUCAAUGUGGAGCCUCCAGGACUCGUGCAGCUCGAAAAGGAGAUCGCUAUGGAGGAGCGUGACUCGGGACUCGACUCUGCGAUGUCCGGCGCCGCGUGGCAGUUCAGAGACGUGUCACCGGCUCCUGAUAAUGAUAAAUCUACAACACAACCCUCACCAUUAUCUCCGGAACCCAAUGAUCCACAACUAGUUCCCGACAACACAGAUGCAGAAAGUACAAAAUCCGAGGGUACGGUGAGCAGCACAGAUUCUGAUGUUCCGCUCAAACCUACCAACGAGUUGGAUAAGAGAGUGCAGCUGGUGACACGGCUGAUGGAGCGUGGCUGCAGUUGCACUUCCGAGCGCUGCUCGCGGCUGCUAAAGGUGAAGAAGGUGGGCGAGGGCCGCUACAACAUCGCCGGCAGGAAUGUCUUCAUCAGGCUGUUAAAGGGUCGGCACAUGAUGGUGCGCGUGGGCGGCGGCUGGGACACGCUGGAGCACUUCCUGUCGCGCCACGAACCGUGCCAGGUGCGCCUCGUGACGCAGGGCCGUCGCAACAUCCUGCCAAUCGCCACUUCGCAGUCGCCACAGCCAGAUAUGCCGCAACCAUCGCAAUCGCCACAACCACCGCUCUCCUCAGACGAGCUAGACGCCGCCAAACACUCACCAAUCCCACGCAAACCCACCAUCUCCCCCGCCAGCAGUAAAACCUCGAUUACAAGCAAAGAACUCCUCUCAGGCACUGUAUCACCCGUAGACAGUAAAGCUUCAUCUGUUAGCGGUAAAUCUUCUCCAACAGACAAAGGAAGAGCCGGCAAAAGUACUAAAACGGAGCUCGAGGUUCGAAGAACUUCCACACCUAAUAAAUCGCGAAACCUACGGUCCACUUUGACUUUGCCGCUUAAAGCGGACUCUACGGUAGAGCAGAAAUCUUCUGCGCAGCGCACUAGAAAACAAUCAGCACCUUCCAGCUUUAGCACACCCAACACGCCAACUGGUAGAUCGACACGAACGCCACCUGUAGAACUAAAAAAGUCUCUCACUUCCAACACUUUGCUUAACGCUCCAAAGAAAUCUAGAAGUAUGAGCUUGGGUGUCGUACAGAAGGAAGAGAAGAAACCAUUCUGCGGGACGGAUAGAUUGAACCAAGAUAAAAAGAACCAAAUUAGUAGAAGCAGUAGCGGCACUCCCACUAAAACUCUUGCCGCUCGAAAGACUCGUAGCCAGAGCUUGGCUUCCACUCCGAUCAAUGAGCCCAAGAAAUCCUUUAGCGGAACGAACGGGUACUCGAAGAAGACAAGAAGCAUGAGCCUAGCAACACCAGUAGACUUUAAUAAACCUCUCAUUAAAAGCGUUUCGCUGUCCACAAAUGGACCCAUGACGCAGGCAGCCAUAGAAGAAAGCAUCAGACAGUCGCUGGCCGCGUCAAUCGCUGACAAUAAUUGCCCCAAAAAACCCUUUUUACACAUUAAAGCCAAAUACAGAAGUCCACCGCCGAGGGAAGUUCCCCCGAGAUAA
Molecule: messenger RNA, 2208 nt
Organism: Parnassius mnemosyne (clouded apollo)
Lineage: Eukaryota; Metazoa; Arthropoda; Insecta; Lepidoptera; Papilionidae
Source: the annotation of a GenBank genome assembly